This is a messenger RNA of Theileria annulata, 531 nucleotides long. Its product is annotated as RNA poly(A)-binding protein, putative. Bases 1 to 531 code for a protein of 176 amino acids. The record is from RefSeq and is a predicted model, not a curated record. Gene Ontology annotation, molecular function: RNA binding. The transcript has 5 exons. Lineage: Eukaryota; Apicomplexa; Aconoidasida; Piroplasmida; Theileriidae.
AUGACUUCAUAUAAUGAUAGACUUACUGUAUUAGAUGAUGAACUUAAACAACUUCAAGGUAUGACGGAUUGUCAAAUGUUAACUGAUGAUAUGGAUACUGAUAAUAAUGAAGAUGUUGAUAAAAGAUCAAUUUACGUUGGAAAUGUUGAUUAUUCUACUAAACCACAAGAAUUACAAGAGUUUUUUAAAUCAUCAGGACAAAUUAAUAGAAUAACAAUUAUGGUUGAUAAAUAUACUGGACAUCCCAAAGGAUAUGCAUAUGUUGAAUUUUCAAAUGAAGAUGCUGUUAAUAAUGCUAUUAUGUUAAAUGAAUCAUUAUUUAAAGAACGAAUUAUUAAAGUAAUACCUAAACGUAAAAAUAUACCAGGAUAUAAUCGUAGAAGAACUAAUAAUAGAACAAGAUCAAGAUAUCGUUCAUAUUCAAGGUUAAAAAAAAUAAAUUAUAUAUAUAUAAAUAUCAUUUUAUUUUAUAAUUUUAAUUAUAUAAUUUUAUAUAUUAAUUUUAUUUUAAUAUUAAUAUUUUUAUUUUAG